Molecule: messenger RNA, 1376 nt
Organism: Nymphalis io (European peacock)
Lineage: Eukaryota; Metazoa; Arthropoda; Insecta; Lepidoptera; Nymphalidae
Product: beta-lactamase-like protein 2 homolog
Exons: 5
Coding region: 187-1068 (293 amino acids)
Cellular component (GO): mitochondrial matrix
Molecular function (GO): single-stranded RNA binding; RNA endonuclease activity
Source: RefSeq, a predicted model, not a curated record
AUCACUCUGUCUUGUUAUACUUAUUAUGUACUCAUUUCAUUGAUGAUUAUUUUCUUAUCUCUUUCAAAUAUUGUUCUAAUUUACUGCUUGUGUCUGUUGAAUGUAAUGACUAUUGUUUAACUAUUCAUAUUUCAUUUUUAUCCUCGUUAAAAAGUAUCAAUUUAUAUCAGUUAUAGACAUCGUAACAUGGCUGCGGUUAUUCCAGCUGUGACAAAAUUAUCAAAUAGAAUUAUACGAAUACUUGGUUGUAAUCCUGGGCCUAUGACUCUACAAGGUACCAAUACUUACUUAAUUGGAACGGGCAGAAAUCGUAUAUUGUUGGAUACUGGUGACAGAGAUGUACAGGAUUAUCAGAAAAACCUUGCUGAAGUAGUAAAAGCAGAAAAAAUCAAUAUUGAACAUAUUGUAGUAACACAUUGGCAUCAUGAUCAUAUUGGUGGAGUAGAAAAUCUGUAUGGAACAAUUGCAAAAGAACCACAAAUUUGGAAACACAAGAAAGACCCAAGUGAUUCUCCUGACAAUGAAUUGCCGAGUACAUUGCCAUUAAAUUGGCUAACAGACGGUCAAGAGAUCAAAGUUGAAGGUGCUACUGUUAAGAUCCAUCAUACACCUGGCCACACAACUGAUCAUGUUGUUCUUACAUUGCUUGAAGAAAACAUUUUAUUCAGCGGCGAUUGUAUACUGGGCGAGGGAACAGCUGUGUUUGAAGAUUUAUUUACUUACAUGAAAAGCUUGCAUAAAAUACUGAAAUUAAAACCCAAUGUUAUUUACCCAGGGCACGGCAAUGUAAUUGAAGAUCCCCUAAAAAAGAUAGAAUACUAUAUUGAGCAUAGAAAUCAAAGAGAGGAACAGAUACUUGAUGUUAUGAAGAAAAACGUGGAAACAAAAUUUAAUGAAAUGGAUUUGGUAAAAGUAAUAUAUGUAGAGACUCCAGAACACUUAUGGUCGGCAGCUGCUUAUAAUGUGAGCCACCACUUGAAGAAAUUAACAAAAGAAAAUAAAAUAACGUGUUUUAACACUGAUGGUGAAAAUAAAUGGCAAUUUACUGGUUCAAGAAGUAAUUUGUAAUUGAAAAGGAAGUAAAAUUUUUAGGUAAUAUACAUAUGUGCAAAUUUCUUUAUAAAAGAUAAAGGUUAUUGGUCUGUGGCUAGUUUUCUAUCUAAAGUGGUUCACAAUGUUAAGUCUUUCUAUUUGUUUUCAAUAACUAUAUGUGCCUAAAAAACUUUUAUAUUAUACUAAUUGUAUUGGUAAGUUCAUUUAGAUAUCUGUUUUGUACUAGGUGACUGAGUCGGUUGUCAGAAAUUUAUAAGAUUUAGAAUUUUGUUUAUGGAUUGGGAUUUCAAAUUUAAAACCAUACACUUGAGGCAAUCACAUUU